AUACACUUACAUCGGUUCUCCACGCACAGGAAGUGGACAUGACCAUCGUGCCUAUGAUCCAAUCUCACAGCCGCAUGACGGUCGGCCAGUACGGUCCUCCCAUCAUGUACGUGCAGUUUGGUAUUCUCUCGGCCACCGGAGUGAGCACGUCCAACGUAUUCGCAUACAUACUCACCUUCGACUGGAAGGUUUGGGCUCUGCUUCUCAGCGCCAUCCCCGUGCUCGCACUGCUAAUAAGCCUGUCUGAGACCAUCGUCCACAAUACCUCAUGGAGGAAGAUACCACACAGAGUGCAUGAAUGGGGUUGGGAACUCUUCGGGAGCCUGCUCUACGAAAGUGCGUAA
Messenger RNA from Rhipicephalus sanguineus (brown dog tick), 344 nucleotides. RefSeq lists its product as uncharacterized. The transcript has 2 exons. NCBI's taxonomy places the organism in Eukaryota, Metazoa, Arthropoda, Arachnida, Ixodida, Ixodidae. The record is from RefSeq and is a predicted model, not a curated record. The coding region runs from base 39 to 344 and encodes 101 amino acids.